CUCACUCCAUCCAGGUACCAAACCAAGCUAGCCAAGAAGCCCAUCCUGACUGCCAGCGUCACCAGCGCGGUACUUUUCGGCAGCGGCGAUGUCCUCGCCCAGCAAGCCAUCGACCGGCGCGGUCUGGAGAAGCACGACUUUGGCCGCACGGGGCGCAUGGCUCUCUACGGCGGAGCUAUCUUCGGUCCCGCGGCCACAGCCUGGUACGGCAUUCUCCAGCGUCACGUCGUGCUGAAGAGCACCACCUCUACAACCAUUGCUCGGGUCGCUGCGGACCAGAUCCUAUUUGCGCCCGUGAAUCUCACCUGCUUCCUCUCCUCGAUGGCCAUCAUGGAGGGCAGCGAUCCUGUCGAGAAAUGGCGCAAUGCCUUCAUCCCCAGCUACAAGGCCAAUCUGAUAGUCUGGCCAUUUGUACAGGGGGCCAACUUUGCCUUUGUGCCCUUGGAGCUGCGGGUGUUGGUGGUGAAUGUGUGCGCUCUCUCUAUCGGCUGA
This is a messenger RNA of Penicillium lagena, 492 nucleotides long. RefSeq names its product Mpv17/PMP22 family protein. The record is from RefSeq and is a predicted model, not a curated record. Lineage: Eukaryota; Fungi; Ascomycota; Eurotiomycetes; Eurotiales; Aspergillaceae. The transcript is spliced from 3 exons. The annotation marks the transcript as partial. Gene Ontology annotation, cellular component: membrane; mitochondrion; cytoplasm.